This is a messenger RNA of Aptenodytes forsteri (emperor penguin), 1098 nucleotides long. It is a transcript of the gene RRP8, whose product is annotated as ribosomal RNA processing 8, methyltransferase, homolog (yeast). The record is from RefSeq and is a predicted model, not a curated record. The transcript has 5 exons. Gene Ontology annotation, cellular component: chromatin silencing complex; rDNA heterochromatin; nucleolus. Bases 1 to 1098 code for a protein of 365 amino acids. Gene Ontology annotation, biological process: regulation of transcription by glucose; rDNA heterochromatin formation; cellular response to glucose starvation. Gene Ontology annotation, molecular function: methyltransferase activity. NCBI's taxonomy places the organism in Eukaryota, Metazoa, Chordata, Aves, Sphenisciformes, Spheniscidae.
AUGCUCCCUGCACCUGGCAGCUGGACCCCCAGGACAGCCGCUCUGCCUGUGUUGCAUGCUCCAGGCAGCUACAUGAGGCGAGGGACGCAGAAGACCGGCCUCAUGCCCGGGGCGCUGGGGACGGGGGCUGCGGCCGGGGAGCCGGUGCAGAGGCUGAGCAGGAGGCAGUGGAGAAACAAGCAGAAGAAUAAGCGGCGCCAGAAGAGCAAGCUCCAGGCGGGACCUGGAGGGGAGCAGGGCGUGGAUGGGCAGGCGGGCACGGGACCGAGCGCCCCGGAGCUUCCCAGCCUGGAAGCGGCUCCUUUGGGACGGUCGGCAGCCCUGCGUGCACGGAUGGAGGAGCGGCUCCUGGCCGCCCGGUUCCGGUACAUCAACCAGCAACUCUACACAUCCACCAGCCAGGAAGCAGCACAGCUCUUCCAGAGCGACCCUGAAGCAUUCGAAAUCUACCACCGUGGCUUUGCUCAGCAAGUGGGGCGCUGGCCGGAGAACCCUGUGCAUCGCAUCGUCCGCUACCUGCGGCGGCGGCCAGCCUCACUGGUGGUGGCGGAUUUUGGGUGUGGUGACUGCAAGAUUGCAAGCAGCAUCAAGAACAAGGUUCACUCCUUUGACCUGGUGCCUCUCAGCCCACUGGUCACCGUCUGCGACAUGGCCAAGGUGCCUUUGGCGGCUGAGUCGGUGGACGUUGCGGUGUUCUGCCUGGCACUGAUGGGCACCAACCUGCAGGAGAUCCUGGAAGAGGCCAACCGCGUGCUGAAGCAGGGGGGUACCCUGAUGGUGGCUGAGGUGGCCAGCCGCUUCGAGGACAUCCGAGCCUUCGUGAAUGCCAUGGCUCAACUGGGCUUCAAAAGUGUCUCCAAGGUGUGUCCUCAGGUGUGCCCUGUGCUGGGUGCACUGGGCCCCCGGGAACCAGGGAGCCCCGAGAAGGAGCCCGUGGUCCCUGGCAGCCAGAGACCACCCUUCCUGCUCUGGCAGCAGGGCAGGGCAGUACAGCUCAGCCUGGUGCUGGCGGGGAGCUGGCCUGGGGGUGGUGACAGCAUAUGGGGGUUUGGGGGACCUGGGGGCUGUGGAGCUGGGGUCUGUGGAGCUGGGGUCUGA